Messenger RNA from Peromyscus californicus insignis, 1167 nucleotides. RefSeq names its product putative sperm motility kinase W. The transcript has a single exon. The record is from RefSeq and is a predicted model, not a curated record. NCBI's taxonomy places the organism in Eukaryota, Metazoa, Chordata, Mammalia, Rodentia, Cricetidae. Gene Ontology annotation, cellular component: cytoplasm. The coding region runs from base 1 to 1167 and encodes 388 amino acids. Gene Ontology annotation, molecular function: ATP binding; protein serine/threonine kinase activity. Gene Ontology annotation, biological process: intracellular signal transduction; protein phosphorylation.
AUGGCCAGCCCCUCAGAAGAAAACAUCCUUGAAAAGGAUUUCAGGAUCUUAACAUCUCUAGGCUCUGGUGCAUAUGGGGAGGUGAAGCUUGCCUGCCACCUUCCUACACAGACACAGGUGGCUGUCAAGGUCCUGGAGAAGAAAAAGAAUUCUCUGGCUCGCAUCAACACUGAAGCAAAGAUACUUCAGUCUGUGGAACACAGAAACAUAGUUCAUUUUUUUCAUGUUAUUGACACAAGUUCAACCACUUUUGUGAUUAUGGAGUAUAUUGCAGGAAAAAACCUGGAAUAUUUAAUCAGGGAGAGAUACUUUCUAAAGGAGGAUGAGGUAAGACCAAUAUUCCAACAGGUCGUUUCAGGAGUUCAUUUUCUCCACCAAAAACGAAUUGCCCAUCGUGAUAUUAAAUUGGAAAAUAUCCUUAUUGACGGAGCUGGCAAUGUCAAGCUCUGUGACUUUGGUAUGUCCAGAGAGCUGGCAGAGGGGCAGAUGUUGAAGGAAUUCUGUGGCACCUUAGUCUACUUGGCUCCAGAGAUUUUGGCAAGGAAACCAUAUGAUGGACUGGCGGGGGAUAUGUGGAGCUUGGGAGUUCUCCUAUAUGUGCUGGUCACAGGAAAAUUUCCAUAUGAAGAAACCACCUAUGAACGUAUGUACAGGCUCAUCACCACCACAAUGUUUCCCUGUCCCUACAACGUGUCAGAACCCUGUGUAAUCAUCAUUGCACGAUUACUCAUGGUCCCCACCCUGCACAGAAUAACAAUAUGUCAGCUCCAGAAAAGCGGAUGGCUGGGCAACAUUAAAGAACAUGCAGCACCUACAGCUAAAGAAAUCCUUCCCAGGGUCGUGGAGACCAUGUGCACCAUGGGAUAUACCUGUGAAGACAUUGUAUCAUCCCUAAAACACAGGCAACCAAAUAAUUUAACGGCAACCUUCAAUAUCCUCAAAUACAAACUGAGCUGUGGAGACAGCCAUCAGCAAAAUAAAAAGCCCUGGUUAAAUGACAGUCCUAUAGGUGCUGUUCGCCCCCUUCUCCCCUUGAAGAGGAGAGCAAGUGAACCAGCCUUCCCAACAAGUACAGGAGAAGGGAACAGACAUUUUCAUGAGGAGGGUGUGGAAGGAAGAGGCAGGAGAUGCCAAAGCUACCAAAUGCUCAACAGAUACAGAAAAUAA